GAGAAAACGUAAAAUUGGCUCAGUCGGCUGGUCUAACUGGAAAUACUUAAACCCAAAAAACCUUACCUUUUGUCCCUCUUUAACCUAAAAUCGGAUUUCUCUAGACUUACACUAGUUUAUCGCUUCUUCUCUCUCUCUCUUUCUUCGCACAUUUUUCUCCUUCUACACUCUAUUCUACAAAACCCUAGAUCUCGUCUCACGAUGUACGGCGGAGAUUCUAAUCCUCCUUCCUCCGGAGGAGGCUAUGGCGGCGGAGGUUAUGGCGGCGGUGGCGGAGGUUACGGAGGUGGAGGCUCUGCUGGUGGUUAUGGCGGAGGUGGAAGAGGUGGUGGUGGUGGAGGAUAUGGAGGCGGUGGAAGAGGUGGUGGUGGUGGAUAUGGCGGUAACUCUGACAGUCGAGGUGGUGGAUAUCAAGGAGGAGGAGAUCGAGGCAGUCGAGGCGGAGGAAGAGGAGGAGGAGGAGGAGGAAGAGGAGGUGGAGGUGGUGGAGGCGGUGCCCGAGGAGGUAGUGGUAGAGAUGGCGAUUGGUCAUGUCCUAAUCCAGGUUGUGGGAACCUAAACUUUGCAAGAAGAACUGCUUGUAAUAAAUGUGGAGAAGCUGCACCUGCUGCUGCUGGCGGUGGUGGUGGCAGCAGUGGUGGUGACCAUAGAGGUGGAGGUGGUGGGUACAAUAGAGGAGGUAGUGGAGGAUAUGGUGGUGGUGAUAGAGGGGAUAGGGGCAGGGAUAACAACUAUGAUAGUGGAAGAGGUGGAGGUAGCAGGGGUGGCUCUUAUGGUGACGGUCAGGGUAGAAAUGAUGGUGGAUAUGGCCAGGCUCCCCCAGCGGCUCCUUCAUAUGGUGGGACUGGUGGAAGCUACCCUUCUAUGCAGAACCCCUAUGGUGCAAACCCUGCCUAUGGAAAUGAUUCUGCUGUCCCUCCCCCAACAAGCUAUACUGGUGGCCCUGGAUCAUUACCACCAUCAUAUGGUGCACCAGGAGGAGGCUAUGGUGCUGAUGCUUCUGCAGAUUAUCGCGGUGGUGGGGGUCGUAGUGGUCCGCCCAGUGGUGGAUAUGGUGGUGGUCAAAGACAUUCAGGUGGUGGUUAUGGUGGAGAUGCUCCAGUGUCUGCUGACCCACCUGCGAAAGUGAAGCAAUGUGAUGAGAAUUGUGGGGAUUCAUGUGACAACUCCAGGAUUUAUAUCUCUAAUUUGCCACCAGAUGUUAGCAUUGACGAACUGAGAGAUCUUUUUGGUAACAUUGGAACUGUUGCAAGAAUCAAGCAAAAGAGAGGUUACAAGGAUCAGUGGCCGUGGAGUAUAAAGCUGUACACCGAUGAUAAUGGAAAGAACAAGGGUGAUGGUGUUUUGUCUUAUGAGGACCCAUCAGCAGCUCAUGCUGCUGGUGGCUUCUUUAACGGUCAUGAUAUAAGAGGAUACAAGAUCAAUGUUGCAAUGGCAGAGAAGUCUGCACCAAGGGCACCACAGUCCUAUGGCCAUGGAGGUGGUGGUAGAGGUGGUUACGGAGGUGGAGAUCGUCGAAGAGACUAUGGAGGCUCUGGUCCAGAUAGGCAUUCUCAUGGUGGAAACCGUUCUCGUCCAUACUGAGAAUUUCUGAAGCAUAUAAUGUACUAAGAAAAACUAUUGUCUUGAGGAAUUUAAUUGUAGUCCCGCUGCGGGGUUGUUCACAAAAGGAGAUAAAGAGGUAGGUUGUUCACUUGCUUUGAGCAAUACAUACCCCUUUACUCCUUUAGUACAUGUUACUUCGAGGGGUUUUUUUGUUUAGGGUUGGGAUUGAUUUGAAUUGUGUGACUGUCUUUUAUAGAGGCAAGUGGAUAAAUCUCGAAAUUGCUGGUAGGUUGAACAUUUCAGGUGAGUGCUGCUCUUUUAAGACUGCAUCUUUAUGUUUAGGAGAUUUAGCUGGUGGUCUUUCGCUGCAUCUUAGCUUGCAUGUUACUAGUUUGGCAAGUUUAACUUGCAUGUAUGAGUUUAAUCAAUAUUUUGCCAGCUCAAUCAAUGACUCUGCUUCGGACUUGGGGCCUUUAAUCAUUCCUUCCCAGAUCUAUUUGAUUCUUCGAACUGACUAAAAGCAUGCAGUCUCGUUUUUUGACUCGAAUCUGGAUCUAAGUCAGAGUUCGACCUUCCACAACACACAUCAUCAGUUCAAAUUUUGAUUCUUCAUCCGUGAAACGUGGUGUCGAUGUUGCCUUAUCAUUCCUUCCCUUGUUUUUGAGCAAAUAGUAGUGUCUAAUAUUAAGAAAUCGGUAAUCGUGGCGAGAAAUGUUAUAACUUUCAUCCGGCGCUGAGCGAAGAGGCUCGAAGACUGAUUAGCUCGGCCUCUGUUUCAAGUCUGUUACCUGCUUGCACGCAGACUUGUGCAAUAUGGUCGUAAUAUUUUCUGUGUCCAGCGAUAUUGGUGUAGGUGUAGUAGUAGAGGGGUCUGUUUUUGAUUGUACAACUCUUUUUUUGAUUAGUUGUAAAAGUAGUAGUGCGAACAUGCAAUAAUAGGGGCUGCUAUUAAUAAUAAACAUUUUGCUUUC
Molecule: messenger RNA, 2516 nt
Organism: Beta vulgaris subsp. vulgaris (sugar beet)
Lineage: Eukaryota; Viridiplantae; Streptophyta; Magnoliopsida; Caryophyllales; Amaranthaceae
Product: transcription initiation factor TFIID subunit 15b
Exons: 6
Coding region: 202-1584 (460 amino acids)
Molecular function (GO): RNA binding
Source: RefSeq, a predicted model, not a curated record